AUGCUGAAAGAGCCCUACGCAGGAUCCACGCGCAAGCUGGUCUUGGCCUUUGACGUUGGAACAACUUUCAGCGGCGUCUCUUACAGUGUCCUAGAUCCAGGAGAAGUCCCUGUUAUACACACAGUCACCAGAUUUCCCUGUCAAGAACAAGUCGGCGGCGACUCCAAGAUUCCAACGAUCAUCUACUAUGAUGAGGACGAUAAGGUCGUUGCUGCCGGUGCUGAAGCCAUCCGUGAAGGUAUAGAGGCUAUCGCAGAGGAUGAAGGCUGGACUAAGGCUGAGUUCAAACUCCACAUCCGCCCUCGUCGCAUGGCGGCUACACUUCAAAACGUACCCCAAAUCCCAUCUCUUCCUCCCAACCGGACUGCUGUCCAAGUCUUUUCAGAUUUUUUACGAUAUCUUUACGAGUGCACGAAACGUUAUAUCCAAGAGACAGAAGUGAAUGGUCGUACCCUCUGGGAGUCGCUCGAGGGUAGUAUUCAUUUCGUCCUCACCCAUCCCAACGGAUGGGAAGGCUAUCAGCAAUCGCAGCUGCGCCGUGCAUCUGUGCUGGCCCAACUGAUCCCGGACACCACAGAAGGGCACGACCGAGUCUCUUUCGUCACAGAGGGUGAAGCGAGUCUUCAUUUUUGCCUUCUUAGCGGCUUGGAGGAAAGAUUGAAAAAGAGCGAUAAAGGCGUUCUGAUUAUCGAUGCCGGCGGUGGUACCAUCGACCUCAGCGCUUAUCGAUAUCGGGCCGAGAAGGAAUCCUUUGAGGAAAUCGCUGCCUCACGAUGUCUCUUUCAGGGAUCUGUUUUUGUUACGGCGCGCGCGAAGCAAUAUCUUCAGGAUUUCCUAAAGGAAUCACAGUUUGCUGAGGACCUUGACGACAUCGUGCGUGGGUUCGACAAGAGGGCAAAACACACGUUCCGGGAUGAGAAUCAGACGCAGUUCAUCAAAGUGGGGAUGCCGAGGGUACACGAGCCACUGCUGAACAUUCGCUCAGGACAGCUCAAACUGCAAGGAUCGACGAUGGCCAAAUUCUUCCAGCCGUCCAUUAUGGCUCUUACAAGUACAAUUGAGGACUUGCUUGCCACUUCGAACUACCCCAUCACCGCAGCCGUCCUGGUCGGCGGGUUUGCAGCCAGCGAUUGGUUGUACAGAAAGCUCGAACAAAGAUUGAGCAACGAAGGGAUUGAACUUUGGAGGCCUGACAGACACACGAACAAAGCGGUUUCGAAUGGCGGCGUCUCGUUCCACCUAAACAGUGUUGUCAAAGCGCGGAUUUCUAGGGCAGCGUAUGGUGCCAGAUUGUUUGUGGAAUACUGCAAUGGUCUGGCAGAACACCGACAACUGGAGCACUUGGUCAUUCAACACCCGAUCUCAGGAAUAAAAGGCAUACCAGAGCUAUUCGACACAAUAUUGAAGAGGAACGUCCAGGUUUACGAGACGCAAGAGUUUCGAAGAACAUACCAUCUGACUCAUGUCAAGUCACAAGGACCUUUGAAUAGAAAGACAUCCGAAACUAUAGUCCGAUACACUGGCACCUCAGAACUACCGCUUUGGCGGGAGGCACCGGAUCCUGAGGCAUACUCUACUGUAUGCAGGAUUGAAGCGGACCUUUCCGCGGUCAUACCCCAGAAACGUUAUAAUUCGGUUACCCUGGAGCCCUACACGACGCGGAAGUACCACAUAGUCAUCCUCUUCGGACGCACCGAACUGAAAGCUCAAUUCGCCUGGACGGAAAAUGGGGUCGAAAAAAGGACUCCAGCGCAAAUCAUUUACGAGCCCGACGACGAGACUAGUCCAUCACCAGAGUUACCUGGACCGGGCUUGAACUAG
This is a messenger RNA of Coprinopsis cinerea okayama7#130, 1821 nucleotides long. RefSeq lists its product as hypothetical. The transcript has 14 exons. Bases 1 to 1821 code for a protein of 606 amino acids. NCBI's taxonomy places the organism in Eukaryota, Fungi, Basidiomycota, Agaricomycetes, Agaricales, Psathyrellaceae. The record is from RefSeq and is a predicted model, not a curated record.